Messenger RNA from Owenia fusiformis, 1008 nucleotides. Lineage: Eukaryota; Metazoa; Annelida; Polychaeta; Sabellida; Oweniidae. The record is from the annotation of a GenBank genome assembly.
AUGGUACUUCAUAUCAUUUAUAUACUGGUCAGCAAGCUAUUUCUGGAGACCUGGGGAGGUUGGAGUCUUGAUGCUUUUCAACAUUGGGGGACAUAUAUGAAGCUAGCUAUACCUGCUAUGUUAAUGUUUUGUAUAGAAUGGUGGAGCUUUGAGAUCGGUACAUUCCUGACAGGGGGAUGUACCAUUACAAUAAGUAUUUUAUUCUUAACACUACGCUACUACAUACCCAGAGCAUUCACAGACGAUACUGAGGUGAUUGAGAUCUCUGCCAACUUACUUCCGAUUCUUGCCCUUUUUAUAUUAUUUGAUGGUACCUGCGGUGUUGCGCAGGGAGCAAUACGAGGAUCAGGAAGGCAGCUACCAGGGGCAAUAGCAAUGUUUAUAGGCUACUAUAUCAUAGCUCUUCCUAUAGGAAUACCACUCAUGUUCCUCACUGAUAUGAGGGCAACAGGUCUGUGGUGGGGUUUAACUCUGGGUCUUAUGAUUGUAUCAACUACUGUAGUUCUCAUAGUAUGCUUCACUGACUGGGACAAGGCAGCAAAACUGGCCUUGGAGAGAGCAGGGGUGAUGACAGAUGAUGACACAAUCUCCAACCACACAAAAACACCAGACACGAGUAAAGCAUCUGAAACUACAGCACUACUCAGUAACAAAGAAAGAAGCUUUGAGCAGAGUGGCAACUCCAUCAGGUCCAACAGACUCAACAGACAAUUCUCAACUUCAUACAAUGUAGAGAAUGCACCAAUUGAUUUAGAAAAACUUGAACACACUGGUGAACUCACGAACGCUGAAUUGUUGUGUCGAAGAGGGAUAGCAGUGCUUAUAUGUCUGUUUAUAGUCGGUAUAGGAGUGCUCAUUAGACUUGUUGUCAAAUACCCGGAAGAAUUGACUAUGUUAUGUGUACCAUGGGAUGGUACAGGACCUUUACCUAACACCACAAUGCCAAUAUGUAAUGUUACCAUGGAGACGACCACUAUAUUUUCAAACAUUACAACAAUACUGACUUAG